AUAACAAAUCAACUUUUAUUCUGUUUCGAUACAUCAGAAAAACAGAAUUAAAUCAUGUUCGAAGCCAUAGAACAAAGUUGCAUUUUGGCUUGUUUUGGUAUAUUCUGUACAAUUCUUUUUGUCUCAACGUUAAUAUGCAAGUUUGUCAACGUGUUAAGGGUGCAUCUUUUUUCUCUAUGCACUUCGGAUUUGAAGGAAUUCGGACCGUGGGCCGUGGUGACGGGAGGAAGUUCGGGAAUAGGAAGAGGCUACGCUAACGAACUGGCCAAACGAGGUUUACACAUUGUAAUCGUAAGCAGCGGACUGCAGGCUCUGAAGGCUGCCGCCGAAGAAAUUACAAGUCAAUACGGAGUAGAAUGUCGCUACAUUCAGGCCGAUCUCAGCCACGAUAAUGCCUACGAACACGUGUUCAGCAGCCUGAAGGAAACGGAUGUUCGCAUUUUAGUCAACUGUGCCGGUGUUGCGGGCGACUUUCCUUGUCGUAUGUUAAACGAGAGCGACAGGAAUGUGAAUUUAAUGUUAGCACUACACAUCAAUGCGGUGGUUCACACGACACGAUUGUUUUUACCUUCGAUGUUAGCCAGAAAAAGGGCCGCCAUCGUUACUGUUUCGUCAUCGACCUCCGUAGUGCCUUGUCAAUUUUCAAGCGUGUAUUCGGCAAGUAAAGCGUUUUCCGAUCGUUUCACUCGAGCAUUGUCUUACGAAUAUAAAUGGAAAAAUGUGAGUUUUCAAUCUCUUAUUCCUUUUGCGAUUCGGACUAGAAUGGUUGAGGAACACAGUAGAAAUUUUGAAUAUUUCGAAUUGAUUAAAAAUAUGUCCCUCGAUAGAGAUAAAUUCGUCAAAAAUGCUGUAAGAACAAUAAAUAUUACGAAUUAUACAAGCGGUAAUUGGUUUUGUGACGCCGUUUGGUAUGCUGCCUUUAACAUUCUCAAUAUUUACUUCCACUUUAUAGUUGCAUCUUUGCAUAAAAAGUUGUUAUAAAAUAUAAAUAUAAUAAUUAAACACAUUAUACGUAAUCAAUUUUUAUAGAACAUUUUAUCAUUUAAAUUUUAAUCGUGGUCGAAACUUUGAUAGUUUAUAGUGUAUAAAGCUAGAAUUUAUGAUAAUACUCAAUAGAUUUUCUUAAUUGCUGCCAAAAACACACAAAAUAUUAGAAUUUUAUAAUAUAAUCGAGUAGGGUUGAUGAUGAUAAUGAUGAUUAUGAUA
Molecule: messenger RNA, 1206 nt
Organism: Centruroides sculpturatus (bark scorpion)
Lineage: Eukaryota; Metazoa; Arthropoda; Arachnida; Scorpiones; Buthidae
Product: inactive hydroxysteroid dehydrogenase-like protein 1
Exons: 1
Coding region: 55-981 (308 amino acids)
Cellular component (GO): endoplasmic reticulum
Molecular function (GO): oxidoreductase activity
Source: RefSeq, a predicted model, not a curated record